This is a messenger RNA of Danio aesculapii, 4667 nucleotides long. RefSeq names its product up-regulator of cell proliferation-like. NCBI's taxonomy places the organism in Eukaryota, Metazoa, Chordata, Actinopteri, Cypriniformes, Danionidae. The record is from RefSeq and is a predicted model, not a curated record. Gene Ontology annotation, molecular function: GTP binding.
GAAGCAUUACAAGAUCCCAAAAACAAGAAGAAUAUUAACAAUGAAGACUCUCUUGGAAAGUUUGGGUUUGGCAGAGUUCUAUGAUAAGAAGCUCACUCUUUACACAGUGCUGCAAAUUGACAAGAAGAGUGUCACAGAUGUGCCAGUUCAGUCGCUCACUGAUCUGCCAUGGCUCUUCUUGAAGAGACUGAUGAUGUUACAAAGGACAGCAUGGACUGUAAAGUGUAUCACAUCAGAUCAUGCAGAAGAUUGAGACUGGGAUGAUGAUCAGGAUAGUGCUGAAUCUGACUGUCCUAAGUCAGUAAAUCCUUUAGACAUCGUCACUGCUGUGCUCCUUUGUUCUGACAGUUUUCUUCAGCAGGAAAUCAUCCUCAAAAUGUCCAUGUGCCAGUUUGCAGUUCCCUUGCUGCUUCCAAAUAAUGAAAACAACCAGAUCACUCUUUUGCUUUGGGCAAUGAGAGAUAUUGUGAAAAAAUACAGACCACACUCCCUGUUAAAUUCAAAUAGAUUUGUAGAAGACAGAAUCGCUCUGUCAGACCUGCCUUUAGUGUCUUUUGUGAGACUUGGUAGGUGCAACAUUUCCAAGUCAGAAAUUCUCAACAAAUUGCUCAGCAAUCCACAGCAGUACACUGACACCUUUGUGCACUUCAACAUUGAUUGUGGAAACAUCAGAAAGAAAAUAUCGAAUGGAUUGGUUGAGAUGACCUGGUAUCUUCCUUGUGGAAAUGAAAACAUUGAUGUCUUUCCUGAGCCUGUAGCAAUAGCAAACCUGAGAGGAGACAUCCAGAACUUUGAAACACAGUACUCCUUCCUCUGCGAGGCUUCAGCUGCUGUGUUUGUGUUCUUUGAAGCCCAACUUUUAGAUACAAAGUUCAUUUCAGUCCCCAAUCAGAAACCUGUACCUCAAUUAUUUUUUGUGGGGGACUCUAACAAUGAAAGCAUAAAAGCUACAGUCAAGAAGCUCAAUCUGAAGAAAAGCAAUUUCAUCUUUAAAGCGAAGCAGAAUGAUGCAGACUUUGUUGACAAAAUUCAGAGCAAGUUGCAGGAUGCAAUUACUAACAACAAUCACAAAAUGUCAGUUGUUCGUUUAGCUGAGAUUGCACAAAAUCUGGGAAUUUUUGUGGAUGAGAGUGCUGAAGAAUGUCAGCGAGCCAAAGAACGUGCAGAUGAAAUCACAACAAAAAUAAAAGAUAUAGUUCAGUUCAAGAAGGAGGAGCUUCCUCUUCAUGGUGAGAUCUUGAUGAAACUGGCCAAGUUAGAGAAGGAGGAAUUCAGAAUGAAGAAAGUAGGGGAUAAAAAUAUUGAAGACUACAAAAAUGACCUUCAGAUGCAGAAAAAUAAACUUAGACAAGAGCAACGCAAACUAAACAUGUCUUCUACUAUGAGCUGCUUUAUCAGUGCAGUGUCAACACCAGAAAGAGCCUACUUUUUAAAAUGGCUGAGGAUCAAUUUGGAGAAUCACACCCAUAAAGUACUUCCUGAACUUAGAGAACUCUACAAACAGAAAUGUCAAGAUGUCAGUGGGAACAAGGCAGAAAUUGCUGAGCUGGAUAAAAAGAUUUCAAACAGUUCUUUAGGAGUGGAGCACUUCAUUCGUGAGAUGAGCCAGCUUUAUGAGGCUGCAGUGUCACUUCCAGAAGGUGAUCCUUACAGAAAACAGCUGGAGCACUUACCUAAGCUCUGUGCUCAACUACUGUUGGAUGGAUUUACACUUGAACUAAUUGAUGGAGAUUCUUCAAAUAUUCCUGUAAACUGGAUCAGUGGUGUGUUUUCUGAAUUAAACACACUGGUAAAUCCCAAAAACAAGAUUGUGGUUGUCACUGUUUUGGGUGUCCAGAGUUCAGGAAAGUCAACGCUGCUGAACACCAUGUUUGGAGUUCAGUUUGCAGUAAGCAGUGGAAGAUGCACCAGAGGAGCUUUUAUGCAGCUCAUUAAAGUAACAGAUGAUUGUGAACUCUGCUGUAAUUAUAUAGUGAUUAUUGAUACUGAAGGACUGAAAUCCCCUGAGCUUGCACAACUGGACAACAGCUAUCAGCAUGACAAUGAGUUGGCAACUCUCGUUGUUGGAUUGAGUGAUGUAACGAUUAUCAAUAUUGCAAUGGAGAACUCCACAGAGAUGAAGGACAUUUUACAGAUCAUUGUCCAUGCCUUCCUCAGGAUGAAGGAGAUAGGUAAGAAACACAAGUGUUUGUUUGUACAUCAGAAUGUUGCUGACGUCUCAGCUCAUGAUUCAAACAUGAGAGAUCGUAAAUUUCUCUUGGAGCAACUAGAUGAAAUGACACUGGCUGCAGCCAAAAUGGAGAACAAGCUGAAGUUCAAGAAAUUUACAGAUGUGAUGAAUUACGACACUGACACAGGUGACCGCUACAUCCCUGGAUUGUGGCAUGGCAAUCCCCCAAUGGCACCAGUGAGUAUUGGCUACAGUGAGUCUGUGUGUGCUCUCAAAAAGCAUAUAUUGGAGAUCUUCAGAUGCUACAAGCCCAGUGACAUCAGUGAAUUUCUUAAAUGGACCAAAGACUUGUGGACUGCUGUGAAAUAUGAGAAAUUCAUCUUCAGCUUUAGAAACAGCCUGGUAGCUGAUGCAUACAUCAAACUGUGCACGGAGUACAACAGAUGGGAGUGGACACUGAGAAAACAAAUGCAUACAUUGGCAUUAGAAGCUGAAACAAAUAUCUUAAACCAUGGAAAAUUUGAAAACUCUGAGAGGUGCAAAGUUGAAGACAUCCAUUAUGGUUUAAUACUAAAAGCAGAAACGGAGCUUUCGAAAGGACAGGACGAAAUUAUUCACAAGAUUGAAUCAUACUUUGAACAAGGAGAAGGUCAUGUCGAACUUGUGGAAAAUUAUCGACAGGACUUUAUAAACUCUGCCAAGUCACUGAAGACAGAGCUUUUGAAUUCCAUCAGAACAAAACUGGAUGCAGCUCUUUCAUGUCGAAAUGGAAUGAUCAAGGUGGAAGGAAUCAAAAAGACUUACAUGGACACAAUGGAGAAAAAAGUGCUGGACUUGCUGAAAGACUGUCGUGAGAAAAAGUCCAACAUGUCAGACUACAACCUGGAUAAAGCAUUUGAAAAAAUGUGGCUGGAGACGGUCAGGACACUGCAAUGCACAAGGCCCCAAAAACAAGAUGUCAUGACAAAGGUUCUUCAUUGUUUAAGAAAAAAUCUUGAAUCUAGAGGAAGUUCAAUGGCUCAAAGCUUAGACAAAGUGAAGGAUUUCCAGAAUUAUGGCCUUGGAAAAUUUGUUGUCGAUAAAGAUAGAAACUUUUUAGCCAAGAUGUAUUAUAAAAGUCAGAUCAAGAUCAUUCAGGAAAUGUCAGACAACCUCAUCAGGGAUUGUAAGGAAUUUAUUAACAAAAAAAGCAGUAAGGAUGAUUAUGAUGACACGUACACCAAGGAAAUUCUUAACAUGAUUGAUGAGAAACUUCAGGCUCAAGAAGAUCAAAAGAAAGAAUUUGAGCUUCCUCUUAAACUGCACAUUUGUGGCUUUGCAAGCAGAGAAUUUCAAGAGAUUCACAAUAAGUUCAUUAUGGACAACAACCCACUCACAGCCUUGGAAAACCUGAAACAAACAUAUCGCUCUAACUUCAUAGACCUUUACCAUGAACGAGACCAGUGUCAGAAGACGGCUGAUGAGUUCAUGAGAAACUGCCUACAACCUGCCUUUGAAAGGUAUAUUUCUGAAAAGUUAGGCAUGGAAAUGGCGGACAAGAUGGUAAUUGGUGAAAACGCUGCAAUUUUUGCAACAAGGACGACUUUUCAGAUAUCAAUCUUGAAAAGUCUACUGCACGAAUUUAAAUUCAACUCAUAUUUAUAUUUCAUCAAAUCAUAUGAAACAUUUGUCAACGACUUUAUUUUGGCCAAAGUUAAGAAGCACUUUUCAGCAGAGGACAGAAUGUUCAAAUUAGAGGAAAAGCUCGUCAAUGAAGUCGUCAGUGAAAUUACUGCGGCCAUCGCAGCAGCAGAGCAAGAACCAAAGAAAAAUGAUAUCAAAGGAUUCAUCCAGAGCAUCUGCAAAAAACUUGAAAACAGGCUUGUCAUUCCAAUGGACGCUGUGGACAAAAUCAGCACACUGAACAAUGCAAAUCCCAAGAAAAUUGCUGAGAGCCUUCAAUAUUCUGUGAAGGACCUGGAUAAUUUACUGAAAGCAAGAUUCCAUGGAAUAGAUUUUCAAAGCCGACUAAAUCAUCUUCAAACUAAACCUCAGGAUGUGCUGUUCAAUCGAGUGAAUGGCUGUGGGAAACAGUGUCCAUUCUGUAAAGCACCAUGCGAGGCUGGAGGAGAAGCCCACACUAAACAUUUUGUCUCAAUCCACAGACCAGAAGGUCUCGGGCGCUACAGGUGGAAUGAGUCUAAAAAACUAGUGACUGACAUCUGUACAUCUUCAGUGCACGGCAACACACGAUUUAAGUGCAGAGACACAAAUGAUAAGUGGCAUCCAUAUAACGAAUAUUACAAAAUCUAUCCAGACUGGCGAAUUGACGCCGAUUGCAGCAUGGAGGCUUCAGUGUAUUGGAAAUAUGUGAUGGUAAAAUUCAAUGAGAAGUUUGCAGAUGAGUAUGAUGCAAAGCCUGCAGAUAUACCUUCACUCUGGAGAAACAUCACAGAAGCUCAGGCACUGGAAAGCCUUGAUUAAACAAACAUCAGCUCUCUGGCCUCAGUUUCAGUUA